AUGUGUCUCGCUAAGGAAGAUUCACAAUCGCCCCCGAAGGAGGCUCAGUCACCUCGUUCUCCUUGGAUGAAGCUCUUAAAUCGUCAGAGCUCUAAGCCAAGGCUGCCACGAAAGGUGACAAGCUCCACGCGAGUGAAUCUAAACAAAUGUUGGUCGAAGCUUGGAGAGUUGAUCUCUAAUUCAUCGCCUCGCACCGACCUGCCAUCGAACAAGACUGCCUAUACCGGAGAACCAGUUUUAGUGCCGUUCUCCGAAUAUUUCUAUCCAAUGGACCCGGUGAAACCGGUUCCUGUCGAAGACAACGACAACGCCGAAAACCAGAACAUCCUGAACUCCAGCCGUUUCGAACUCAUCUCAGAAGAGGAGAUCAGUGACAACAUGGCAAAUGAAGUCCGGGAGAUCUGCUACACGGCGAACAAAUCCAGCUGCUUCGUAUGUAAGCUUUGCUAUUAA
Pararge aegeria (speckled wood butterfly) is the source of this 453-nucleotide messenger RNA. RefSeq lists its product as uncharacterized. NCBI's taxonomy places the organism in Eukaryota, Metazoa, Arthropoda, Insecta, Lepidoptera, Nymphalidae. The coding region runs from base 1 to 453 and encodes 150 amino acids. The transcript is spliced from 2 exons. The record is from RefSeq and is a predicted model, not a curated record.